CUGCUGCUGCAGGUGGCAGACAUGGGAGGACCAUUGGUUGGUGGUUUUGGGGAGAGAGAAAGCAAGAGUUGCAGGGCAUUGAGGAGAGGGAAAGUGGUUUUGGCUAAGCAAAGAUUAGGGUGGUUUUAAUCUUGAAGCUGGCAAAAACAAACUUUGUUACCAGCCUUUUCAAUUAAACAAAGGAAAUAAAGGUGAGGGAGGGAAAUCAAUCAAAUCUGGCCGGAGAUGGAAAGACCAGCUUUUCUUUUGCAGUUAGUGGGGUUCUCUUGGAAUCUGCGCGUAGUGGGUGCUCUCUCUCCUCCUCUGUCUCUCUCUACGCUUUCUACACUCCACGCCAUGAGGUGAACGAGUCUGAAGGUGCUCGGGUUCUAGCAGAGGAAUGUUAGUAUGAGCUUUUCUCUCUCUCUCUUUCUUUUAGUCUGAGCCUCUCUCUCUCUCUCUCUGCAACAACAGCAAAUCUCAGGGGCCUGCUGUGUGAUAUCUUAUGCAUUAAAUGCUGGUCUGCUGGCCUUUAUGUUCAUGUAAUGGCUUUUCUCUCUCAGCACUGAGCUCUGAGUUUGCGGAGUUUUUGUCAUUAAGAGUGUGAGCCGUCAGGAGACUUGAAGGUAGGUAAGGAGCUCAGGGAACAUGGUGAGAGCGUUUCUAUUGGUGGUUCUCUUACUGAGCUACAGUGGUGUCCUUCUGUGCUUAAACGAAGAAGGCUUCCUUCUUUUGGCUUUCAAGAACGCCAUCAGGGAUGACCCCCAGAACGUUACCGGCAACUGGAAUGCAUCUCAAGAGACUCCAUGCACUUGGGACGGGGUGAUGUGCAGACAAGGCAGAGUGGUCUCCCUUAGCAUGCCCAAGAACCAGCUUCUGGGCUCCUUGCCUUCCGCUCUGGGCUCUUUACGCUUCCUUAGACACAUUAAUCUAAGGAACAACAGGCUAUAUGGAAGUCUGCCACUAGAGUUGUUUCGUCUUGUGGGUCUCCAGAGUCUGGUUUUGUAUGGAAACUCCCUGUCUGGAGCUCUUCCUGCAGAGGUUGGAGAGCUGAGGUACCUUCAAAACUUGGAUUUGUCGGACAAUUUCUUGAGUGGUUUUAUUCCUUCCUCUCUGCUGAACUGCACUAGGUUGAGGACUUUGAUGCUUGGUCACAACAACUUUGUUGGUGCUCUUCCUCCAGAGUUUGGUGCUAGCUUCAGUGACCUGCAAAUGAUUAAUCUUUCUUAUAAUGGUUUUGAGGGUCCUAUCCCAAGUGAGAUCGGCAGUUUAUCCAACCUUCAGGGCACUCUAGACCUGUCACACAACAGAUUUUCCGGCCCGAUUCCGGCGUCCUUAGGAGGGCUUCCUGAGAAUCUCUACAUUGAUCUUACCUAUAACAAUCUCAGUGGCCCGAUACCGCGGAAUGGCUCCCUGGAUAACAGGGGACCAACUGCAUACAUUGGCAAUCCAGGUCUCUGUGGUCUUCCAUUAAAGAACAGAUGCCCUGGGGAUUCCCCUGGUUUGCCACUGCCCACUUUGCCAAGGCCUACAUUCUCAGGUGUUGCUACCUCCAGCAGCAAGCACAAGAAAUUGGGUACUGGAGGCAUAGUGGCCAUUGCAUUGGGUGAUGCUAUCGGAAUUGCCUUGGUCGCGUUCAUUUUUGUAUCUUGUUAUGUGAGAGUUGCUUCUCACAGAAGGAAUGGUGAUCAACCAAAUACCGACAAGGUUCACAAAGGGAAGCAGGAAUGCUUAUGCUUUAGAAAGGAUGAAUCUGACACACCUUCGGAGAACAUGGAGCAGCUUGAUUUGGUGCCAUUAGACGUGCAGGUAGGAUUUGAUUUGGACGAGCUUCUGCGAGCACCUGCAUUUAUUCUUGGCAAGAGUGAGAUUGGUAUAGUCUAUAAAGUUGUGCUUGGAAAUGGACUGACCUUGGCAGUGAGGAGAUUGGGUGAAGGUGGGUCUCAAAGGUUUAGAGAGUUCCAGCUUGAGGUUGAAGCAAUUGGUCGAAUUCGACACUCGAACAUUGUUGCUCUCCGAGCAUAUUACUGGUCUGAUGAUGAAAAACUUCUGAUCUAUGACUAUAUACCCAAUGGAAGUUUGGCAUCUGCAAUCCAUGGGAAGAGUGAAAAUCCUUUGGUAUGGGAGGUAAGAGUUGGAAUUGCAAAGGGGUUAGCGAAGGGACUGGCUUACUUGCAUGGGUUCAGCCCCAGGAAGUAUGUCCAUGGGGAUCUGAAGCCUACAAAUAUACUCUUGGGGGAGAUGAUGGAACCAUACAUAUCAGAUUUUGGAUUGGGGAGGCUGGCAAACAUUGCAGGUGAGUCACCAGGUUUGCAAUCUAAUCGCGUACCAACUGAUAACAGGCAACAACAAUCAUCUGAAUCUGCAGCCAACUUAAUUGUCAGUCCCAGAUCCCUGUAUCAAGCACCUGAAGCACCAAAACUUCUAAAACCAUCGCAAAAGUGGGAUGUUUACUCGUAUGGGGUGAUUCUGUUAGAGUUGAUAACUGGUAGGUCAACAGAAGUUUUGAUGUCGACCUCAGAGAUGGAUAUAGUGAGCUGGGUUCAGUUGUGUAUGGAUGAGAAGAAGCCUUUUUCAGAUGUUGUGGAUCCUGUUCUUCUGCGCCAAAUGCAAAUGGAAGAGGAAAUGAUUGGUGUUUUCAAGAUUGCAUUGCAAUGUGUCAAUAGCAAUCCAGAAAGAAGGCCAUCAAUGAGGAACGUCGCUGAUUUGCUGGACAGACUGACAUGCACCGGCUAAGAAUGUGAAGCUCAACUAUUGUUUAUGGCAGCUGUUAAAUAUAUUGCCACGAAAGAAGCUCCACAGGGGAUAUGUUAGAAUAAAGUGAAUCGGAGUUCUCAGUUGCAGUUCAUUCAAAAAGGUUGUGUUCCACGCUGGAGUCUUUUGUAUUGUUGAAAGGUGCAGUUCGAAAGCUCCCUUGUUCCUAUCACAACUUGUGAAUUUGUUCCAUUUCAACAAGAUAAAAGGCAUAUGGCGUGCUUUCUUUCCGUGGUGCUUAAACCUGUUGUAACUUUGUUAUUUGAAUGUAGUAUGUGAAUUUUGCAGUUAUCCUAUU
Molecule: messenger RNA, 3031 nt
Organism: Nymphaea colorata (pocket water lily)
Lineage: Eukaryota; Viridiplantae; Streptophyta; Magnoliopsida; Nymphaeales; Nymphaeaceae
Product: receptor protein kinase-like protein ZAR1
Exons: 2
Coding region: 628-2715 (695 amino acids)
Biological process (GO): protein phosphorylation
Molecular function (GO): protein kinase activity; ATP binding; protein binding
Source: RefSeq, a predicted model, not a curated record